Dipodomys ordii (Ord's kangaroo rat) is the source of this 2911-nucleotide messenger RNA. RefSeq names its product ankyrin repeat domain 13B (gene Ankrd13b). The transcript is spliced from 14 exons. Lineage: Eukaryota; Metazoa; Chordata; Mammalia; Rodentia; Heteromyidae. The record is from RefSeq and is a predicted model, not a curated record. The coding region runs from base 277 to 1761 and encodes 494 amino acids. Gene Ontology annotation, cellular component: cytoplasm.
AUCGAGCAGCUGGAUCCCCGUGGUCGGACUCCCCUGCACCUGGCCACCACACUGGGGCACCUGGAGUGUGCCCGGGUGCUUCUGGCGCAUGGUGCAGAUGUGGGCAGGGAGAAUCGCAGUGGCUGGACAGUGCUGCAGGAGGCUGUGAGUACCCGGGACUUGGAGCUGGUGCAGUUGGUGCUGCGGUACCGGGACUACCAGCGGGUGGUGAAGCGGCUGGCAGGCAUCCCUGUGCUCCUGGAGAAACUGCGCAAGGCCCAGGACUUCUACGUGGAGAUGAAGUGGGAGUUCACUAGCUGGGUGCCCCUGGUGUCCAAGAUCUGCCCUAGUGAUACCUACAAAGUAUGGAAGAGUGGGCAGAACUUGAGGGUAGACACUACGCUCCUGGGCUUUGAUCACAUGACAUGGCAGCGAGGGAACCGAAGCUUCGUCUUUAGGGGUCAAGACACAAGUGCCAUAGUCAUGGAGAUUGACCACGACCGCCGGGUAGUAUACACAGAGACAUUGGCACUGGCGGGGCAAGACCGGGAGUUGCUGCUGGCGGCGGCCCAGCCUACAGAGGAGCAGGUGCUGAGCCGCCUCACUGCACCUGUUGUCACUACGCAGCUUGACACCAAAAACAUCUCCUUUGAGAGGAACAAGACCGGCAUCCUGGGCUGGCGCAGUGAGAAGACAGAGAUAGUGAAUGGGUAUGAAGCCAAGGUAUAUGGGGCCUCCAAUGUAGAACUCAUCACACGGACUCGGACGGAACAUCUUUCAGAACAGCACAAGGGCAAGGUCAAAGGUUGUAAGACACCUCUGCAGUCUUUCCUGGGAAUUGCUGAGCAGCAUGGUGGUCCUCAAAAUGGGACCUUGAUUACUCAGACCCUGAGCCAAGCCAACCCCACUGCCAUCACUGCAGAAGAAUACUUCAACCCCAACUUCGAGCUUGGCAACCGGGACAUGGGCCGUCCCAUGGAACUGACCACCAAGACACAAAAGUUCAAGGCUAAGCUGUGGCUGUGUGAGGAGCACCCCCUGUCCCUGUGUGAGCAGGUGGCCCCCAUCAUUGACCUCAUGGCUGUUAGCAAUGCGCUUUUUGCCAAGCUGCGGGACUUCAUCACCCUGCGUCUGCCUCCUGGCUUCCCAGUCAAGAUUGAAAUUCCAAUCUUCCACAUCCUCAAUGCCCGCAUUACCUUUGGGAACCUCAAUGGCUGCGACGAGCCUGUGCCUUCCGUCCGAGGCAGCCCCAGCAGCGAGACCCCCUCCCCAGGUAGUGACUCCUCCAGUGUCAGCAGUUCCAGCUCUACAACCUCAUGCCGCAGCUGUGAGAUCUCCCCAGCCUUGUUCGAAGCCCCACGCGGCUACAGUGUGCUGGGUGGCCAGCGAGAGGCAACAGCCCGGGACGAUGACGACGACCUGCUGCAGUUUGCCAUUCAGCAGAGCCUGCUUGAGGCGGGCAGUGAGUAUGACCAGGUCACAAUCUGGGAGGCGCUAACCAACAGCAAGCCAGGCACCCACCCUAUGUCCUAUGAGGGUCGCCGACAGGACAGGAGCGCCCCGCCGACGCCACAGCGACAGCCCGUGCCCCCAGCCCCAGUCCCCAGUCCAAGGCCCAGUCCUGGCCCCGGCUCCAGCGGCCGCAUGUUCCCGAGUUACGACGAGCAGCUGCGGCUGGCCAUGGAACUGUCUGCGCAGGAGCAGGAGGAGCGGCGGAGGCGUGCGCGCCUGGAGGAGGAGGAGUUGGAGCGCAUUCUGCGGCUCUCGUUGACCGAACAGUAGCGCCCCCUGCUGGGCCCCUCGCCCACUCCAUGCACAACCCCACGCGGGGCCAGAGCGCAACAUGCCGGGGCCAGUGCACCUGCCGAGCUGCGGCUGGAGUCUGGAGCCACCGCCUCAGGCGUGUGGCAGCGCACCAGGCACAAGACGGGGAGGGGUUUGACCUGGGCGCGGGAUAACUUUCCAGGCCAGGGCCCUGGAGGCAACUGGAACUGCCAGAACCUCUUUGUUUGGCUGUAUCUUGACCCCCUAAUCCGCUUCUGUGGGCUCAGAUAUGCCCAAGGGCGGAGCCAGGUGGUCCUGAAGAGGAAACUGUUAGAGGAGCAUUGUCUCCAUCUCUGGCUCCUGGCCGGCCCUCCUUCCCGCUCACUGACCCCAUUCCAGGACACUGCCCCUGAAGCCUUUGCAUCUCCGCUCUUCACCCCCUGGGAGGCAGCUGAGCUUCCCGUGUGCUGUGUUGCUGCUUUGUCCCAGACACAAACCAGCACAUCAGGGGCCCAGCAUCCCUGCCCUCCACAUCCCGUCAUUUCAGCGUCAAGUGCACUUAGCGGGGUGCCCUGCUUCCUCAACCCCCACACCCAUCCUGGGUCUCAGGGUGGUCCCAGCUUCUCCUCGGGCAGCCAGAAGUUGGAAUCCCCAUGCUCAAGGCACAUUUUUCUGAUCAGGUUGUGUGUCCAAGGUCGCCCCCCGCCCCCCGGCCUGGGCAAGGCCUGACUACUUUGUGGUGCCUUGAAGAGUGUGUAUGUGGGGCGGGGAAGGUAUUGGGCUGGGGGCAAGCACUAGAUCUGACACAAAACUGGCUACAAAGGGGUUGCCGAGGACCCUGGCACCACCACCUACCCUUCCCACCAGCUGCUGCUAGCCCUCUGUGGUUGUGCAUCCUUGUCCCCGCUCUGGGGGCUGACUAACCCUUCAUCCAAUGGUGCUAACCCCCGGCUCUCCCCACCCACCACAGAAGCACAGGCCCUGCCAGGGGCAGGGGCCCACCGCACACUCUUGUCCAUGGCCUCUUGUACUGGCCUUUCUGCUCAGCCAGUGAGGCUUAGAAGGGGACAGAAGAAAAGAGCAACAACAACAAAAAUGUCCUUCCCACUCCCUUUCCUGAUGCCAGGGGCACCAGACUGAUUAUGAGGCACAAAUAAAAGAGGCUUCA